Penicillium oxalicum is the source of this 597-nucleotide messenger RNA. RefSeq lists its product as uncharacterized. The record is from RefSeq and is a predicted model, not a curated record. The coding region runs from base 1 to 597 and encodes 198 amino acids. The transcript has a single exon. NCBI's taxonomy places the organism in Eukaryota, Fungi, Ascomycota, Eurotiomycetes, Eurotiales, Aspergillaceae.
AUGCAGUCCAAGUUCCUCGCUGCCCUUCUCUUCUCCGCCACCGCACUGGCAGCUCCCCAGUCCGGUAGCAUCUCUUCCGAUGACAUGGGAAUUCUCGACUCCAUCCCUAACUCCAUCUUGACCGUCCUCGAGACCGCCAUUCCGGUCUCCUGGGCCCAGGACAUGAUGGACCCUGCCUUCCAGAGCUCCGUCAUGUCCGAGGUGGCCGCUGGCACGAUGCCCGCCUGGUACAGCUCCCUGCCCGACAGUGUCAAAGCCUGGGCCACCUCUCCCGGUAACGCUCUGCUGAGCGACUUCGCCGAGGCCACCGCCACCGCCGCGGCCAUGGCCUCGGACAUCUCCACGGCAGUCACUGGCAUGGCGACCGCGGUCGCGGCGGCCGAGUCCACUGCUGCGGCGGCCGUCAGCAGUGCCGUCUCUUCGGCCAACGCCGAGGUCAGCUCCGCCGUGGCGUCUGCUUCGUCGGCGGUCUCUGCCGCGGUGUCGUCCGCUCAUGCGUCGGCGACUUCGACCGGCGGUGCUCCCAUUGCGACUGGCGGGGUGGCCAUGAGCAUGGUGGGCGCUGCUGGUAUUUUGGGCCUGGCUCUUGCUCUGUAG